Cucurbita moschata (crookneck pumpkin) is the source of this 528-nucleotide messenger RNA. Its product is annotated as probable calcium-binding protein CML45. The record is from RefSeq and is a predicted model, not a curated record. Gene Ontology annotation, molecular function: calcium ion binding. The transcript has a single exon. Lineage: Eukaryota; Viridiplantae; Streptophyta; Magnoliopsida; Cucurbitales; Cucurbitaceae. The coding region runs from base 1 to 528 and encodes 175 amino acids.
AUGGACGGCAACACAAUCCCAGCAAUCCCCUCUUUCCGAUUCCUUAUAAUGAUCGACUGCUUUCGUUUUCAGAAACUGGGCUCUUGGCUCUACGCCUUCGCUACCGGAAAACGAAAGCAGUGGAGUUUACCGGCUUCUGAAACGGCUAAAUCGGAACAGAGGGAUGAGGGCGGCGAGAGGGUUAGCAGAGAGGAAAUGAAAUGGGUGAUGGGGGAAUUGGGGCUUUCUUCGGAGGAAGAGACGGAGGAAUCGCUUCCUGGGUUUGCGUCGAUGGAAGAGAUGUGUAGGAUUUUCGAUCAAACGGCGGCGAGUGCGGCGGAGGUGAAGGAAGCCUUCGAUGUGUUUGAUGUUAAUAGCGAUGGGUUCAUCGACGGUGAUGAGUUGCAGAGAGUGCUAUGCGUUUUGGGGUUCAAAGAAGGAGAGGCGAUUCAGAAUUGCAGGAGGAUGAUUAACAAGUUUGAUGAGAACAACGAUGGCAGAAUUGAUUUUCAGGAAUUUGUUAAAUUAAUGGAGUCUGCUGUUUAUUAA